Messenger RNA from Myzus persicae (green peach aphid), 2213 nucleotides. RefSeq names its product alpha-tocopherol transfer protein-like. Gene Ontology annotation, molecular function: phosphatidylinositol bisphosphate binding. Gene Ontology annotation, cellular component: membrane. The record is from RefSeq and is a predicted model, not a curated record. The transcript has 6 exons. The coding region runs from base 611 to 1516 and encodes 301 amino acids. Lineage: Eukaryota; Metazoa; Arthropoda; Insecta; Hemiptera; Aphididae.
UAUUUCAUAUUAUUUUUGUUUCUUAUUCCUUUUAUAAUACGCUGCAAGUGUUUAAGUAAUUAUCUACACCUAUUAAUUUAAAAAGGUGAUUUGUUGAUACCGAAGAUGGAACUGGAGUUUAGAGCUUAAACGAGUUAUUCGCGUAUUUUCGUUCGAAACAAACUUGAAAAAUCGUCAUAAAAAUCUCAUUUACAAAAUUAACAUUUAUUUAAAUUAUAUCAUUAUAUACAUUUUAUUGUUAAAUAAGUGAAUCACAAAGCCACGACCCUGAAUUGUUUUCAGGAAACAACUGUGUUGGACUUGUUACAGGUAAUAUCACGAAAAAAUCCAGAAAAAUUUACCAAGGCUGAACAAACUAGUUCUAUAACACAUACGUUUUAUACGAACAAGAGAGUAUGUUUACGAUUAGUAUAUUGCACCGACUAAAUAACUUAUGAUGUGUUACAGCAACUGCUAAAAAUUUUGAAUCAGUAGUAUAGUUUUGAACGUCGCAUCAUUGAGAUACUAACAGGGUUGAGCGCACUAAAAAAAAAAUUUUGUUUUACAAACCUCAAAUAAUUGUUUUUUUAAAGUUUGCUUACUAUUUUCACACAACUCUAUAUAAGCGAAAAUGGUUCUAUCACCGCCAAAUGAACAACAGGAACAAGCUAUCAAAAAUCUAUACUUCUACAAAGACCCUAAAGAAACUGAAGAAGAUAUUGACGCUUUGAUUGAAUGGUUGUCCAAACAACCUCAUUUACCUAAUAUAACAGACCGAGUAUGGUUGAGACAUUUCCUCAUUGGCCGUAAAAAUAAUUUGCAAAUGACAAAGAAAGUUCUUGAAUCAUACUUUACGAUUCGUGUAGAAAUGCCUGAAUUUUUCAACGACAUGUCAAGUGAUGCAGAAUGGAUUCAAAAGGCAGUUAAAGUUGGAAAAAUGUCAGUAUUGCCGAAAAUGACACCGGAAGCAAAUCGCGUGCACAUUAUUCGGUCAAUUGAAAACAACGACGGAGACUUCGAUGCGAUCGCUAUGUGUAAAGGAUCAUUGAAAACCAUUGAUUAUUUGAUGCGUCGAGAACCCGUUUACGGAUUGGUGUUCUUGCUCGAUCUCAAACAUUGUCAACUGUCUUAUUUAUUAAGCUUCACACCUACAUUAACAAAAAACCUAAUGAGAUGCAUAGACGAGGCUACGCCAUUGCGAGUAAGAGGGGUCCACUACGUGAAUCCACCAAAGUUUGUGUCCCGUUUGGUGAAUUUCUUCAAACUGUUCAUGCCGUCUAAAAUUCAAGACCGAAUUGUCAUUCACGAAACCUACGACACACUUUACGAAUACAUUCCCAGGGAUGUGUUGCCGGACGAGUACGGCGGUACCGCGGGCAGUAUCGAGAAAUUCGAAGACGACAUCAUGAGAGCGACAAAGGAAGACGACGAAUGGUACAGAAAUAUGCCUAAAGCCGAUUUAUCGAAACGACCAAUGCAACCGAAAAAGAUUGAUAUGGACAUGAGUGGCACUUUUAAGAAAUUGAACAUCGAUUGAACCACAUUAUACGCUGAAUAAAAUAUAAUUUCGUUCACGGUAGACUUUUAAUAAUUAUACUAGCGAUUUGACGUAUUUGGUGAAUAAUAGCCGUGAAUUCAAACAAUACGAACACGAAAUGCUAUAAUAGUAUUAUAAGUAGACAGUACUAUAACAUUUGACAAUAUAUACACGGAUAAACGCGGUAUACAUUCUCAAUAAUUACUAUAGCUAUAUUUAAUAUAUUUAUUUGUUUAGACGUAGAAAACAUUAUUAUAUUUUCAAUUUUGGUUUUGAUAUUUUAUUUAAAUGUACCUUUUGGCCUGCAAAAAGUUACUUAAUCGUAUUUGUCUGUUUAAUGUAGACUGUAGAUUAAUCGGUAGACAUUACUCAUUUAGUAUUAUUUAAUUUAAUAUCUUCGGUAUGAGGUAUUUAUUAUUUAAGCAUAAAAAUUAGAAAUAAAUGUAUUGUAUGUUUUUCAACUAUGUAGAUUAUACGUAUUGUGGUAAUAUAAUGGUAAUAUAAUGUUUGGUAGUAAAGUAUUAUUAAAAAACAAAAUGUGAUUUCGUAAAGCGAAAAAUAAUAAAAACGUCUUGUAUUUAUUUUUUUCUUUUAGAAACAUGAAACCUAGUGGGAAACGUUUGCACAGUACUGCCACUAUUGGGCAUUAUUGGCCCUAUAUCAUUUAUACAAAUAAUAAAAAAAAAAAUGUAUCAAU